Messenger RNA from Phyllotreta striolata, 1361 nucleotides. NCBI's taxonomy places the organism in Eukaryota, Metazoa, Arthropoda, Insecta, Coleoptera, Chrysomelidae. The record is from the annotation of a GenBank genome assembly.
UAGCAGCCUUUAAACGAAAAAUGUAAAGGUAUCAAAUAUAAUCUAAAACAAAAAAAUACAUUGGAAAGAGCCUUAAUUAAAUCCCCUUUUGAUUAAAAUAAAAUUGACACGCAUCAACGUAAUAAACUUCAUUUCCAAUUCAACCACAAAUUCACACCGCCAAAACAUGUUUUCGAUUAACAAACACUCCUAUUUGCACAACUACCACGCCGAUAUAAACCCGGGACUAAUCAACAGAUGCGUAGACAAAGCCUUCGGUUUCACGAGCUUGGACGUGCACGACCUGGAGCCGCCCUUCCAGCGCCUGUGCUCGGAACAACCGAACAUCCCGGUGCAAAACUUGGACGUCAUCCACCGGCCCAUCGGCUACGGCAGGGGCGCCAUGGUGAAGCUGCGGCACGAUCUCAGCGAUCACGACGACCUCGUGGUCGCCGCCUCGCUGGAGUCCAUCACCGAGCUGGUCAUCGACUCCGAGUGGGCCUUCGAGGCCAUCAAGCUGCGGCUGAUCGAAAGGUUGGUGAAUCUGUUGAUGCACGACAACGCGGUGAUCAGGGAGCGAAGCGCCAUCGUUUUGUGGAAGAUCGCCAAGCUGGCCAAAGCUAGGGAGAUUAUAGUCGCUAAUAAGGCGUUGUUGAACAAUGUGUCGUUUAUACUGGAGGAUCAGUGCGAGGCGGUCAGAGUGCACGCUGCUAAGAUGCUGUCCACCGUCGCGGAGUCUUGGACAGCCGCUGAUGAGCUCAUAAAGUUCGGAUUCAUCACCAUACUCCUGCAAAUCAUCAAAGACAAGGAGGAGAAAUACAUAAUACUGAUACAUCUGGGCACGUUGAAGUCGCUCAUGUACUCCAUGACGGGAAAAUCGGUCGCUAUGGAGUACCACGGGUUCGACGUGAUGUUGGACUACAUAACCGACGAGAACACGGACGUUUCGAGCGAAGCGCUCUACUGCCUCGCUCAAAUGACCACCACUUGCUUGGGAGAGAAACUGGCCAGGGAGAAGAAGCUGAUGGCCACUUUGGAUAGCUUAUUGCACGAUGAGAGGGCCAGCGUUCACACAGCCACAGCUUCUGUGAUAAUGUUUUGCACUGUUAAAGCAGCCGGUAAGAUGAUGGCUGCGGAAUAUCCCCGUAUCGUUCCGAGAUUGUUGCAACUGGCUCAAAACUUCCAGAAUCCUUCCACCCAAAUGUACUCCAUCAAAGCUUUGACUAACAUCAGCGAAAACCCGAAGAUCAGGCGAUUGUUGCAGGAGAAGUACUCGCAGGAGUUGGGUCGCAUUCAAAUAAAGCAAGAUGAGGACAUUGAAAUGUGGAAGACCCAGUUGAUGGACGUUGUCAGCUGGGUACCUUAGAAUCGUUUGGAACCGA